This is a messenger RNA of Xiphophorus couchianus (Monterrey platyfish), 4514 nucleotides long. It is a transcript of the gene c1galt1a, whose product is annotated as core 1 synthase, glycoprotein-N-acetylgalactosamine 3-beta-galactosyltransferase 1a. Gene Ontology annotation, molecular function: N-acetylgalactosaminide beta-1,3-galactosyltransferase activity. Bases 245 to 1234 code for a protein of 329 amino acids. The transcript is spliced from 3 exons. NCBI's taxonomy places the organism in Eukaryota, Metazoa, Chordata, Actinopteri, Cyprinodontiformes, Poeciliidae. Gene Ontology annotation, cellular component: membrane. The record is from RefSeq and is a predicted model, not a curated record.
GCUCUUCAGCCACUCUGAACACUGUCAGCUCGUCACUGGUCGAACUAGAUUUCAUCCGUUCAUUUAUGUAAAACCAUUAUUUAUUCAUUUAUUUACUUGUCUUCAGAUGUAGUUAUUAUUAUUGUUUUUUAGUUUGAUUGAUAAUCAGAUAAUUGAAAACUUAAUAUUUUAGGUGACUCCUUUAUGAAUACAUAUCAUUUUCUCAGGUCUUUAUUUAUUUCAUUUUUUAAAGUAUUUUUGAAGAAUGAGGCCUAUAAGUGUGACGUUCACCAUUGGAUUGAUUUUUGGAUAUUUGUCUCUUCGUUUGCUGCUGACCUCCAUGUUUCCAAUAGAGCUGGUCUCAGACUCAGUGAAGAAUGAAAAAAAUCAACUUGAUGCUUACAACAUACACACAGAGGCAAAUCAAAAAACCAGCUCUGCAGAGAAUCCCCCUAACUCGGCACGGAUCUUGUGUUGGAUUAUGACGGGACCCAGGAACCUGGAAUCACGGACCAAACAUGUCAAGCAAACAUGGGGCAAGCAUUGCCACCACAUUCUGUACAUGAGUUCAGUGAAGACAGACUUCCCAACUGUGGAGCUGAACGUGAGUGAAGGGAGGGAAAACCUGUACUGGAAGACCAUCAGAGCACUCCAGUACAUCCACCAGCACCAUCAGGACCAAGCCAACUGGUUCCUGAAAGCCGAUGAUGAUACGUUUGUGGUCAUAGAGAACCUGCAGUACAUCUUAUCCAAGCUUGACCCAGAAAAACCUUUGUACCUUGGUCGAAGGUUUAAGCCUUUCAUCAGCCAAGGCUACAUGAGUGGAGGAGCAGGUUACGUCCUGAGCAAAGAAGCACUGAGGAGAUUCGUCGAAGGGUUUCAAACAGGACAGUGUACUCACUUCUCCACAAUAGAAGACAUGGCUCUGGGGAAAUGUAUGGAGACGAUGAAGGUGGAGCCAGUGGACACCAGGGACGUGAAGGGCAGGCAAACAUUCCACGCUUUUCCUCUAGACCAUUACGUCAUACGACAACUACCAAGACCUCGGCCGUGGCAUAUGAUCUACGACUACUAUGAGCCAAAUGAGGGUCCAAACUGCUGCUCAGAUUUUAUUGUAUCUUUUCACUACAUUUAUGCUGUUCAGCAGUAUGUGCUGGAGUAUUUUACCUACCAUCUGCGACCCUAUGGAUACUCAUAUAGAUUCAGGCCUGAUGAAAUAGUGGAAGCAAACAACAAAACCAAUAAAGGAGGAUGAGAAGAUGAGUGGAAUGGGAAAGGAUCAAGAAGAGGGGUGAAGUGGAUGAGUGGGGAGGAAAGGGCUUGGGGAGGGGGAUGUGGAUUAUUAUGAAAAAGGUCCAGAAGCCACGUUAUUGAGUGUGAAGAGGGAUGACUUGAAGCACUGCGAUGACACAGAAGAAGAGUUGGGGAGGACAGAGAAAACAGUAAAGGAUAGAUAAGAAGAAAGAAGAUGAGAACGAGAGCAGACAGGUUUCUGCCGUAGACAGGUGUGGCUACAAUCUGGACAUUCUUCUGAGCCUGAGAUAAUACCUUGAUGUCAUUUAGUGAAAGAUUAAUGGAGGAAUAAUUAGAUUUCCAACCCACCCUUCUGGUAAACUACAGCAAUGUUUCAUAGCUUCCAGGACAGGUAGGGAAGCAGAUCAAGUCAUCUCAGUCCUGAGCUGUCACGUCUCAUUGUUCGUUUAAAAGCCGUAGCAACAAAAUGUCCUGGAGGUAAUUCUAUAGCAAACAUCCCUUUUGAUCCUGGGAUCUUUAUGCUUCACUUAUGACCAAAGAACUUUGCUAUAUAUUCUUCUAAUAUCCAGGGAGACGAUCACGGUCACCUGAAGUCCGACCUACCAAAUACAAUCAAAGGACACAAAAAAUUUAACACAUAAUGGAAAAUUAAACUUCUCAACUGCAACAGAAAGAUCAGAACUAUGAAGGACUGUGCAAACCUAUUGCGACUUCUCUUAACGGAAGUGCAUUGUUUUUUAUUUUUAUUCUGUUCGGUUCCCUGUCUUGCUUUUACCAGUGUGAUGGUAAAUGGAAAUUUUGCCAUUCUAGGCCUGUUAUUAAUAUCAGGAAAAAAAGUUUGUAUGUAAAUUGCCUCUAUUUUCAUCUGCAAUAAAGUAAAACAACAUAAAAAUGUAGGAGCACAGCUUUGAAAACAGAUAAAUAACCUAAUGCAUGUGUUCCUGUUUGGUAUAUAGUUUGACGUCUGAAACCUUGGGAGGAUAAACAACAAUAUUAUUAAUUCAAUUACAGUGAGGUUAUUCUAAAACUUGAGAUCAUUUAUGGAGACGAGCUUCAGUCAUCAUACAGUUAUUCUUUCAGUUGUAUCAAAUUCCCAUGAAAUAAUUCCGGUUUUCCUGUUGACUCAUGGAAACCAGAAAGUUCCUGUACAAACAUCCAGCGCAUGUUUGUACAGGAACUGUCUGAACAUAGUGCGUAAGAAAUAAUAGAUUUUAUUUUCCUACUGACAACAAAGUAACAUUUUCAUGUUUUAGGUCAGUUAAAAUGACCAAAGUUUCUAAAACACAAGAGACAGUUUGUUUUUAUUUUUAGAUUUUAUUUUCAACUUUCUGUACAUCUUUAGGUUUUUGUUUCUGAUAAUGAAUUUCAUAAGUUAUUCUUAUAGUUUAUUUUAGACUGUAAUCAUCAAAUGUUUCAUCAAUGAGCUUCUCACAAUAGUUUGCUGGGAUUUUGGCGCACUCCUACCGGCAGAACCGCUAGAACCGGGUCAGGUUUGUUGGCUCCUAUGGUCAUGCCUGACUUUUCAACUCCACCCACUCUUUCUCUGGAACUGAGAUAAUCCUUUUGUGACCAUUUUUGGAAUGCUUUGUAGAAGCUUUUGCAAGAAGAUUUUGAUCUUCUUAAUCCCUUGAGUAUUUAAUUUGAUGGUAUUUUUAGGGUUAUUAUCCCUUUUCAAACUUUGGGUCAUGGUUUUAUCUAGAUUCCUGAGGUCUUUAGAUGUUGCUUCAAUAUUUCUGCAUCAGGUUGUUUGCCCACGGUGCCUUCUGUUUUGGAAAGUGUACCAGUUCCUCCUGCAGCGAGACGGCCAUUGUACUGCUGCUCCCAUAUUUCACAGUCCUGACUGUCCUCGUUCAGGACAGUCCUGACUGAGGACAAAACCUCAUUCAGGUUUCGUGAAUGAGUUCACGAAACCUGGUGAACUCAGGUUUUGUAAAUUAUAAGGAAUUAUAAAUUCCUUAUAAUUAUAAAUUCCUUAUAAUUUUAGUUGCUCUUUAUGACCGAACACUUUAAUUUUAUCUUCAUCAGACCACAAGAUUCAUGUUGAAAACCACAUGUGGACAAAAUUGUUGGUACCAGUAGUGACCAGAAUGUCCAUAAUGGUCACUGACAUAAUUGGAAAAAGUAAUAAUAAAUAUAAACUUACUGAAAAUUAACCAAUAAAAAUCAGACAAUAUUUUUGAACUGUGGUUCAACUGAAACAUUAAAAAAAUCUAAUGAAACAAACUUGGACAAAAAUGAUGCUACCUGCCUUAAUAUUUUGUUGUGUGACUUUUCAAGGCAAUCAGAUGAUUUGUGUCAAUGACUUCUCAUAGGCAAAUUGUUCCAACUGUCUCAGGUUUGAAAAGUGGCUUUUAUUGACACGUCAUAAUACUGCAUGGACAUGUUGCUAAAGUCUGGAAUGUAAGGUCUAUUUCCUGAUACGAAAGAUUUAAGAGAGUAAAGGUUGUUAAAGCCAAAAGUUGCACUUGUUGGAUUGAGAAAGUGCAAAGUCUAGACAAUAUUAUCACUAAAUAAAAAAGGUUUAUUUUAUUCAUGUGUAAGCUAUUCCUUCAGACACAUACACAAGGAUAAACAAUAAAAGAUAUUUUACAAUGAAGAGCUUUUCAUACAUCAUUCACCAUAAACCUGCUGUCAACAGAAGACAAACUGAAGUACAAGUACAAGAAUGGAUAAAACAUGAUGUAAACAUUUUGUAAAAAUAUUAGUACUCAGACAUCAUCACUUUUACAAUAACCAGCUACAGACCAAAAACAUUUCCCACACUGUAAUUCCCUAAAUAUAAAAUAUUUUAUAUGCAUGAAAAAAUUGUAUACAUUGAAACUCAUGUUCAAAGAGCAAGUAAAGGAUCUCGAUUCUGUUUUGCAGUUUUUAAUUAGUUUAAUAAAUGACAUAAAUUUGUCAUGUAUUUAGUCAUUUUAUUUUAUGAAGAUGGAGACAUCUGUCUAUUGCCUAGCAACUAUACAGAAUUCAGUAAAGAUAGUGACUUGCAAAAAUAUUCACACCACUUGAAAGUUUUUACAUUUUAUUAAACUACAUCCACAUUUAUUUUCCAGGGAUUUCAGGUAAAUGACCGACACAUAGCAGUGCAUAAUUAUAAUUAUAUGCAUUGUGGAGGAAACUUCCACAACCAACUUGGAGAAAUGUAAUGUUUCAAUUGUUGAUUUGUUAUGUUUUUAUGAAGUAAAGCACUUUGAACUGCCCUGCUGCUGAAAUGUGAUGUACAAAUAAACUUUGAUUAAUUGCUUUGAACCUCUACAGACUGAUAAUGUUACCCUCUUUUU